Molecule: messenger RNA, 193 nt
Organism: Monoraphidium neglectum
Lineage: Eukaryota; Viridiplantae; Chlorophyta; Chlorophyceae; Sphaeropleales; Selenastraceae
Exons: 1
Source: RefSeq, a predicted model, not a curated record
GCGACGCGGAGCCCAACGAUACCUACGUGGAGCAGCUCACCGCCGCCGGCCGCGCGGCGGUGGACGAGCUCGUGCGGCGCGGCGUGGCGGACCCUGCGCGCGUCAGCGUGGGGGGCCACUCCUACGGCGCCUUCAUGACGGCCAACUUGCUGGCCCACCUGCCGGACGUGUUCGCGGCAGGCAUCGCGCGCAG